GGUUCUGCUGGCCCCUUCUCAUCUUUCAUCGGCUUCCUUCAGCAUAAAACGGGAAAAGCGGCGAGUUCUCGUCACAAAAUCCAUCGGCCGGCCAUCCUGUCAGUCAUCCUGCGCCAUGAUGCUGAAUGCACCGAAUCCCGAGGACGAGGCCUACCUGCCACUCUCCUACGGCACCAUUCGCACGUAGACAUCAACACAGAAGCGGCCCUUAAUGGCUGCAAAUGGCCAUUGCACUGGUCUCUGCUCUCCUGUGUCCUCUGUGUGUGCGAUCCAGGUACAAUCCCAAGGUCGGCCGCCAUCCUUUCUGGCUCACAAACGGCCCGUGACACGGCUGCAGGCAUUGCAUCGGCUCUGUGGGUGGUUUGUUGUGGUUGUGCAGGAGGGCAAGGGGCUGGGGCUGAUUGAGUGCGAUGACGGGAGCGAGCCCCUCUCCUUCAGGGAGGAGCAUUUCCUCCAGCCGGCGGCGUAUGCGCAGUCCGACGAUGGCGACGAAACCACACUUAGAGCUCGGCCCGUCGUGGAGAUCGGCAUGAGGGUGAGACCUUGAGGGAUGUGCGCAUCGCAUCCAGCCGUGCAAAGGAACGGAACGGAAUGGCUCAUCACAUUCGCCCUGUGUGUGUGUGUGCGUGCAGGUAGAGUUUCUGAUAGAGAUGGACACAUGUGGGCGCCGUGUGGCCAAGAGCGUCACCCUCCCCCGGCGCAAGUUGGUCAACAGCACCAUCACACCCGUCGGGCCCGCAGAGGACCACCAGAACCACAGCCAUGGCCACCACACCCAUCGCAAAUGGACCAAGAACUACAACCACGUGCAAGAUCACACCGGCCCGGCCGGCAGCAGCAGCAACGGCGGCAGCAAUGGCAAGGAUGCCCCCAAUGGCAUGGCCAACAACCACAUUAACGGCGGGAGCAAGAUGCAGAUGAUGCACGAAUACGGCGGUGUUGAUGGGGGGCACUCGUACUACCAUGGCCGUGGGGGCGGCCACGGGCGGCGGGGGAGGGGUGCCUAUUGGAAGGGGGGGAGGGGGCGGGGGGUCUUUCGCGAGGUGACGGACAGAGGACGGGAGGCACUCAAGCAGUGAGUGAGUGAGGGGAUAGCUAACUCAGAGAGGGAGGAUGGAGGGUGGGGUGGUUGGUGUACAGCAGAUGGACGGACGCGUACAUGCCCGUGUGCACGGCUGUGUGUGUGUGUCUGUGUGUGUGUGUGUGGCUUUGUUUGUGGGUGGCUCUGAUGUGACCGACAGUAUGGGCGAUGCGCGCAUGUAUGACUGAAUGACGGGACAAGGCUCCGUUGAUGGAUGGAUGGAUGGAUG
Molecule: messenger RNA, 1310 nt
Organism: Vitrella brassicaformis
Lineage: Eukaryota; Vitrellaceae
Source: the annotation of a GenBank genome assembly